AAGGGUCAGCUCUACGUCAAGUUGAACCGUGCCACCAAUCUGAAGGACAAGGAUUGGUUUGGCAAGUCGGAUCCAUUUAUUGAGAUGUGGCUUGAAAAAUCAUACAAGCACCGAUCCAAGGACACGAAGGGCCUCAACCCUGUCUUCGACGAGACUUUUUGCUUCUAUGUUCGUCCUGGCCAAGACAAACUGCAUGUCCGUGUUGUUGAUAAGGAUACAUUCCGUAAUGACAAGAUUGGCGACACUUCCAUCUCUUUGACAAAUGUCUUUAACACAGGCCGUGAGGGACCCAAAGACUACAAUCUUCCCAAGUGGCUUGGUCUCCGUAGUAACGGACACAUCAAUAUGCAGAUGCAGUUCGUU
Molecule: messenger RNA, 363 nt
Organism: Lobosporangium transversale
Lineage: Eukaryota; Fungi; Mortierellomycota; Mortierellomycetes; Mortierellales; Mortierellaceae
Product: C2 domain-containing protein
Exons: 1
Source: RefSeq, a predicted model, not a curated record